AUGGAACAAACACAUGAGCAGUUCAUACAUAGCACUUUCGACCAUCUCGAUACAACAGCCAAGGAGAUUACGGCUGCUCUCACCCGUGGCAACUGUCGCCAUGGCUUUAUCGGUGGAUACGCGGUGUCCCUUGUUGGUGGAAUGAGGAUGACAGAUGACGUUGAUAUCCUCGUUGACGCAGACCCAGCCGAUGUCCGAAACCUGCUGCUCCAGGUGCCCGGGUUCCAACUCUCCCAGAGCAAUAACCUGGUUUUUACGCGCGAUCAGGGUACGAUUCGGGUUGAGAUUCUUCGUGGCGGCAGAAAUCGACCUUCGAGGCUACCCGAUGCAAGUUCCGUUCCUCUUUACCAUGUCUCCGCCAGCGACUUACCAGGACGCGUUGGCGAUGUCCCGAUCCCUAUUGUGCACCCCUCCGUUCUCGUGCUUACAAAGAUCAAGAGAUGGGCGUUUAUUGCUGAAUCCACCCGUCCCCAAAGUAACAGAAAGGCUCGCGGUGACUUUGAGGAUAUUACGGCGAUCUUGAACUGGCUUGCUCGAAAGAAUCUUCACAUUUAUUUCACGAACUACCCGGAGAAAUCAAGGGACGAUUUGCUUUCAUGGGUUCGGAAGUUGUAUGAACUACAUACUACUGUUCGUGCCCUGCUUGAGAUCACGAUGGAGGCGCAGGACUUUGCACUUAUUCGCAACUAG
Molecule: messenger RNA, 690 nt
Organism: Penicillium roqueforti
Lineage: Eukaryota; Fungi; Ascomycota; Eurotiomycetes; Eurotiales; Aspergillaceae
Exons: 3
Coding region: 1-690 (229 amino acids)
Source: RefSeq, a predicted model, not a curated record